GAGCUUAGGAGAAAUCCUUAAGGGGUGCCAACCACAUGCUUGUCUUGAUGCAGGGCACUAGGUACCAACUCUCCCUCGCCCGUAAGCCUGCCAAGAAGAUCGAUGUGGCCCGAGUAACCUUCGACCUGUACAAGGUGAACCCACAGGACUUCAUUUGUUGCCUGAACGUGAAGGCGACUCUCUAUGGAACAUACUCCCUUUCCUAUGAUCUGCGCUGCUACGGGGCCAGGCGCGUCAUGAAAGAAGCUCUCCGCUGGGCCCUCCUCAGCAUGCAGGCCACAGGCCACAUGCUGCUCGGCACCUCCUGUUACCUGCAGCAGCUCCUGGAUGCCAGAGAGGGAGGGCAGCCCCCCAAGAGCAAAGCCCCAUCCCUCAUCCCGACCUGUCUGAAGAUACUGCAGUGAAAGCCCAGCCAAGGACUAGACCGGGGACCCCAUGCUCAGCUGGUAGCACCCACAAGCCUGGCAGCUAGAGAGCUUCUUACCUUCCCAACACCACCCUCAGCCCCACAGGAACAUGAAUGAUGAAGCAGGGGGAAGGGCCAGAAACCUGGGCUGGGCUGACCAAAGGAGAACUGAGGGCUUUUGGCCUGGCCUGGCUCCUUCCUGCCCCAGGUAGCUUAGUGGGCCAAGACUGGUCACCAGCAGGCUAUGGCAGGAAGGCUGCCCCUCAGUAACCCGUCUUCACGUGCUACACUUUCAUUACACUGCCUACCUCCCGGCCUCCCGUCCCAAAUGCUUCUGAGUGAAUUGUCAACCCACUCAUGUAUGAUACUAGAGAGUUCACAAUAAAUUAUUUAUGCUGAUACAUCUUCUUUGCUUCUGUUCUUUGCGAGGUGAGGGUGGGGUUCUAUCUGGAAAGUUGGUAAGGUCUUAGGGAAGAGAGAACUCUGUUGUCAGACCAUUCUCCAUAAUGUGGGGUUAUAGGAAACAGCACUUUU
Molecule: messenger RNA, 940 nt
Organism: Physeter macrocephalus (sperm whale)
Lineage: Eukaryota; Metazoa; Chordata; Mammalia; Artiodactyla; Physeteridae
Gene: CIDEC
Product: cell death inducing DFFA like effector c
Exons: 2
Coding region: 36-404 (122 amino acids)
Biological process (GO): regulation of apoptotic process
Source: RefSeq, a predicted model, not a curated record